AAUAGAACACAAAAUUACCGUGUCGUCUUCGCCAUUGAGUCUCUCUGUCGCUAGUUUUUCUUGAUUGGCACCUCCGCACCUCGCUGCUCUAUCUCCGCGGCACCUUAAACCAUCAAUCGCCCUAAACCUUCACCUUUUCUGCCUCCCAAUCUUUGCUCACAUUUAUAUUACUUACUAUAUUGGUGCAAUUAUUUUUGGAAAUUGCAUAUAUGGAGUAGUAUAACAUAAUGGGGAAACGAAAAAGAAGGGCUGAUAAAAAUAAAGCACCAUCACAUCCAGACAUCAUACCACAUGCACCUCCCGGGGGUCUGCAGUCCAAACAGGCGCUUCUCAUGGAUGCUCCAGAUAGUUCUCUUAAGAGAUCACCAGGUCACGAAUCACCUCAUCAUCAGAAUCAUGGCUCCAGCCGUAGAAUAUUGUUGAGGCAUUCUCGUCAUCCCUUUGGUCGCCACUAUUCUAGACGAAGCUCUAGUAACUAUUCUGAUGCAUCUCCUUCUAAUUGGAAAGCUUUGCCUGUCUAUGAUUCUAAGCUGUCCUUCAAACCGGAAUGUAAAGAUCUCUCAGCCUUCCAGUAUAGAGGGAGCAGGAUAUUUCAAAAACCUGAGCGGAUAAGGUCAAGUUCAUUGGUGGAGAAUUCAAUAUGGGGAGAUGUAAGGAAGAUGGAAUGCAGGAUAUGCCAGAAGUCUCUGAGGAAGCAUCCCUUCAUGUUCGAGAAUUCUUCAUCUACCGAUCUCUCUGUUGUGGCAGUUCUAGUUUGCGGCCAUGUAUAUCAUGCCGAGUGCCUGGAACAGAAAACACGCCAUGAAGAUAGCCGGGACCCUCCAUGUCCGCUGUGUGUAAGUCAGACAUGAUAUGUUGUCUAAAGAGAAUAGAAGUUGUGCUAAAGGUAUUAUGACAUGAUGUAUAGGAAAUCAGCCUCUGGGAUUUGAAUUUGGCUUGGCUUAAUAUAGUUAACAGGCUCAAGCCUCUUUACUGCUAAUGUAACACUGGUUUUGCAACCUUUCGGUAUAGUCUCUAACAAAGUCGUGAUCUUCAUCUUUGGGUUUAGGUUGCCGAUGAAUCUGAUGGAAGUAGAUAUGUAAUGAUCAGUUGUAAUUUGGUGUUGCUUUUUUUCAGUUCUGAUCAGUAUUUUGUAGAUUUAUAAAAGCUGCAGUUUAUAUCAA
Molecule: messenger RNA, 1163 nt
Organism: Salvia splendens (bonfire salvia)
Lineage: Eukaryota; Viridiplantae; Streptophyta; Magnoliopsida; Lamiales; Lamiaceae
Exons: 4
Coding region: 228-851 (207 amino acids)
Molecular function (GO): zinc ion binding
Source: RefSeq, a predicted model, not a curated record